Messenger RNA from Aspergillus brunneoviolaceus CBS 621.78, 2127 nucleotides. RefSeq names its product MIZ zinc finger domain protein. The transcript has a single exon. The annotation marks the transcript as partial. Gene Ontology annotation, biological process: protein sumoylation. NCBI's taxonomy places the organism in Eukaryota, Fungi, Ascomycota, Eurotiomycetes, Eurotiales, Aspergillaceae. Gene Ontology annotation, molecular function: zinc ion binding; SUMO ligase activity. The record is from RefSeq and is a predicted model, not a curated record.
UUAAAGAAGCUGGAUGCUUUCGCCUCUCACCCGGGACGAAAUACCUCCGCAUCCGUGACUUUGGAGAACGCCCGCCUGCGUCUGCUGCACGAUGCCCUAUCAUGUCAGGAUCUCAUUUAUCUAGUGAUUCAUCAAUUAUACACUCUAGUAUCUUAUGCUCCCGCCGAACUGGGGCAGCUGCAGGGUUUCUCUGAAGACCAGCUUACUGGCUUGAAGACACUGGAGCAGCUGCUGGUUGACAAUGCACGUCUGUCGCCGCAUUUUCUUCAAUGGGCCGCGUGUUUUCCUGAGCCAAUUUCCAUUAUGUUGCACCUGCCGUGGUGGACGGCUGCUCUUUCCCGGGCCAUGACUGCCCUGGCCAUGCUUGGCCACCGCUGGAAUGCCUUUGAGGCGCAUAUUCGUGAGCGAGGCCUACCACCUCUGAUUGAGGAGCUGGUUCAAAAUUUCGCCUUGCGCUCUCAUGUGCUGCAUCAUACCAUUUUCUUGGCCUUGACGCGCCGUAUCUCGGGUCCGAACAAGCGGGAAGAACGUCUCUCCGAGAUCUUUCGGCACGACGCUGCCCUGACAGAGGUCCGUCUGGCUGAGGUCAUGAAGAGAUCUGUUCCAAUUUCGCGCGCGCGCAAGGAGACCGAUGCGAUCCUAACGCUGUAUCACAUCAAUAUGGGUUACCCUCCGCCCCACACACCGCCGUCCGUCUUUGGCCCUCAACCCGUCAUUGCCUCAGCUCCCCCGCAGGCAGGCCAACCCAUUCACUCGGCUCGCACGCCGGGAGUGUUAUCACUGCCCACCCCACCUCUCGCCGGCCAUUCCCCACAAUUCACACAGGCCUCACCUGUUUCCGCUGCGCCAGCCCCGGUCUUGCAUCCUCAUACACCCAACCUGACACCCACCAUGGCUCACAUGUCUGUCACGGUUCCUUCUCCAGGCUUUAUUCCUUCCCCCACAGUGACGCCGGGUCAAGGUCCAGGUCAUCCUCGUCGCCCGUCUGUACAGGCCGAAGCUGCUCAGCAAGCUAUACUCGCAAUGCGUCAAACCUCGCGGCCGGGGGCGCUUCGUCCAACACCAUCUAAGCCUUCCACGUCUACGUUGCUCCUCCCUGCGUCUGGAAAGAAAAUGCCAGCCAACGCUCCGCCAUUACACCCUUUACGUGAUGCGUUACAUCAGGUCGAUCUUCGAGAACCAGUUCACCAGCUAGUCAGAAGGGAUUCUACGGGCCAGGCUCAAGAGACAAAGCUAUUCCAAUAUCUAGAUUCGUUCGCACUCAUGCCAAGACCACUGGGCCGCUUUGAAUGUCAGUUUCACUGGUCCUUCACCCUAUCACAAGAGGCGGCGGAUCGCCUUCCAGCUCCCUCGCAAAAGAGUUCUGGCGAGCUAUCCCAUCCUGUCCGUGUAUUGAUGGACGGUCAGCAGCUCUAUCGGAUGCGUUGUAUAUCUGUCUCGCCCGACACAAAACCCCCGAUCGACGAAUCUACCUGGAGUCGGGCUGCCUGCGCCUGGCCCAGCGUGAUCUAUAUCUUCGUCAAUGACACUGAACUCUUUGUACGUCGGAAAUUACAUCAUCAGAAGGAUGUACCUCUAGACAUAACUCCUCAUUUGCGCGCAGGUGAGAAUAGAAUCUCGAUGCACUUCAUUCGCGAUGCAGCCGAGCAGAAGGACAAACUUUACGCCGCUGCCGUGGAGAUCGCCCAGAUUGCCGCUCUCGAGCCUGUCAUGGCUCUUGCGCAGACUCUCCAAGCGGAUAACUCCCGUCGCCAGAUUCACCAGCGUCUUGAGCAGUCCUCCCGCAAUGAAAACGAAGACGAUGACCUCCAUGUGGUUAGUAGCGACCUUAUGAUCAAUCUUGUCGACCCCUUUACUGCUCACGUGUUUAAGCAACCUGUUCGUGGACAGCUUUGUCUUCACUCCGAAUGUUUCGACCACGAGACAUUCAUACAAACCCGGGCCGGGGUCUCCGGACCGCGUGCCUUGCCCAACGACUGGCGCUGCCCGAUCUGUCAGGGUGAUGCUCGUCCACAGAUGUUGGUACGCGACGAGUUUAUGGUUGACGUGCACAAGGAAUUAGUGCGCACGAAUCAACUUGAUGACGCCCGCGCCAUUCGAGUCGCUCUCGAUGGCUCCUGGACUGUG